UGACGGCGCAUCGAGCCAUCUCCGUGCGCUCUGCUGGCUCGAUGCCUCGUGACGGUGCGCAGCCUCAUCGUACAGUCGCUUCUUUUUGUGUUUCCGUUGCCAUUGCCGCUGCAUCACUGCUUGAUCAUCCACCUCCCCGCACCUUGCACCUCUCCUGCUGCGUUUCGCUGCCAGCAUCUCUGACGGAGGGAGGCUUCAUGCAUGCUGCACGCGACGCACGGUCGAUCGGCCCAUCACACCAAGCUCUCCUGCUUCUCUGUCGAUUUACGAUUUUGGAGGGACGCAGCCCAUGAUUUUGCUCGUCCGACCAGUCACUCACGUUCACAAACUUAUCUGCCGACCGCUGUGCUCACUUCUGCUUGCCGUACUCACCUUUACUGUGCCGACUGUUCCCGAGUGCGACUGUGGCGCUCGCGCGAGUCUGCUGCCAAGACCUGCUGGACUCUGAUUGCCUCAUUUUCA
This is a messenger RNA of Ceraceosorus guamensis, 462 nucleotides long. RefSeq lists its product as hypothetical. NCBI's taxonomy places the organism in Eukaryota, Fungi, Basidiomycota, Exobasidiomycetes, Ceraceosorales, Ceraceosoraceae. The record is from RefSeq and is a predicted model, not a curated record. The transcript is spliced from 2 exons. The coding region runs from base 42 to 293 and encodes 83 amino acids.